Messenger RNA from Arabidopsis thaliana (thale cress), 1169 nucleotides. RefSeq names its product basic helix-loop-helix (bHLH) DNA-binding superfamily protein (gene BHLH92). Gene Ontology annotation, cellular component: nucleus. NCBI's taxonomy places the organism in Eukaryota, Viridiplantae, Streptophyta, Magnoliopsida, Brassicales, Brassicaceae. The record is from RefSeq and is marked reviewed. The transcript is spliced from 2 exons. Gene Ontology annotation, molecular function: protein dimerization activity. Bases 39 to 692 code for a protein of 217 amino acids.
ACACAAAUCAAGAUUGUCAAACACACUAAGAGAGAAAGAUGGAUAACUUUUUUCUAGGUUUGAGUUGUCAAGAAGAAAACAACUUCUGGGAUCUAAUCGUGGCCGACAUCUCGGGUGAUAGAAGCGUCAGUGUACCUAUCAGAAGCGCCUUUAGGUCAUAUAUGAAGGACACGGAACUGAGGAUGAUGUCGCCGAAGAUAUCUUCUUCGAAGGUGAACGUGAAGAAGAGAAUGGUCAAUCUUCUGAGAAAGAAUUGGGAGGAGAAGAAAAAUACGGUGGCUCCAGAGAAGGAAAGAAGCCGGCGACAUAUGUUGAAAGAAAGGACGAGAAGAGAGAAACAAAAACAGAGUUACUUAGCUCUCCAUUCUCUACUACCAUUUGCCACUAAGAAUGACAAAAAUUCGAUUGUCGAAAAAGCCGUGGAUGAGAUUGCGAAAUUACAAAGAUUAAAGAAAGAACUAGUGAGAAGAAUUAAAGUGAUUGAGGAAAAAUCAGCAAAGGAUGGUCAUGAUGAAAUGAGUGAAACAAAGGUUAGGGUUAAUCUAAAAGAACCUUUGUCUGGACUAGAUUCAAUGCUUGAAGCGCUUCAUUAUCUUAAAUCAAUGGGAACAAAACUGAAAACAGUCCAUGCCAAUUUCUCUCCUCAAGAGUUUUCUGCGACCAUGACCAUCGAGACUCAGGUACAUAUUUAAUUCGAUUCGAAUUGGUUGAAUCCGGUUUUGGUUUCUCUUUGGUUAUGACAACUUGACAAGUACAUAAAGGUAAUAAUAGGUAGGUUGUUUUGUGUUAGUAGCAAAAAAAAAGUAGAUGGUUGUAUGUUUUUUUAAUUAAGUAGUUAGAUCUGUAUUAGUGUGAUGAUAUUAAAUUUAAAGUUAACUUUUUGGCAGAUUAGAGGAGAGGAGGUUGAAAAGAGAGUGGAAAGAAGACUCCAGGAAACUGAAUGGAAACUUCUCUUUCUCCCAGAAGCUUCCUUUUACAAAGACUACUAAUUCUGUUGACUUUCUGUCAUUAAUUUUCUUUUGUAUUUAAAUUUGUAUAUAGUUAAAUACUUAAAUUAACUGGUCAUUGCUUUAUUGACACACAUAAAGAAAAAUAAUGGGGCACACUACUUUUGAGUUUUGAGUUUUGAGGUUUGAAAAAUAAAACUAAGAAAAUAAUAUUGAUAGAAU